Molecule: messenger RNA, 6180 nt
Organism: Puntigrus tetrazona (Sumatra barb)
Lineage: Eukaryota; Metazoa; Chordata; Actinopteri; Cypriniformes; Cyprinidae
Product: unconventional myosin-Va-like
Biological process (GO): actin filament organization; vesicle transport along actin filament
Cellular component (GO): cytoplasm; myosin complex; vesicle
Molecular function (GO): ATP binding; actin filament binding; microfilament motor activity
Source: RefSeq, a predicted model, not a curated record
AAUUGUGCUAGCUUUUAAAGUAAUAAUUAUGUAUAGUUAUCUCUAUCAAAGCGAUAAAUCAACAACUUUUGUUUUUGUCAUAUUUCUCUAGUAAUACAAUUAAAAUUAAAUUAGAAUUUUUAUAAUUCAAAUAUAAAAUAACAGUUAACAAUGGAGUAGAUGAUACGUGAGUGAAGUGAGCAUGCUUGUGUCGUAUGUUAUAUUUUGUUAUUGUUCGUAGAUUGGUAUUGAUGAGAGAAAACCGGUGGGAUGCCAGUCUGUAGUGGUCCGGCGUUGUCCACCAGAGCGCACUCUUGCGUCGUUAUUUUUCUCGGUCAUGGCAACCGCGUUUUCAUUGACUCAUUCUCUGCAUAGAUCGCACCCAGAGCGAACAGAGACACGCCGAAAACAAGACGGGAUUCAUGAGGAAUGAGUCGGUGCCUUUGGAUUCAUGACAUCCCUCUAAAGGCUUUUCGCUGAGUGAGAUCUACAGGAGAGCGUUGAAUAUUCGGGACUGAUCGGAUGUUCAGCUGACUGUGAUUGCGGGAACAUUGUGCGACCAUCAUCAUGGCUGCGUCUGAAUUAUAUACAAAGUAUGCACGGGUCUGGAUCCCGGAUGUAGAGGAAGUGUGGAAGUCAGCAGAGCUCACCAAGGACUACAGACAAGGAGAUGGAGUUCUGCAGCUACAGUUGGAGGAUGGAAAGGAACUGGAAUAUAAAUUGGACCCCAAGACAAACAACUUACCACACCUCCGUAACCCUGAUAUCCUGGUGGGAGAAAAUGACCUGACAGCUCUCAGUUACCUUCACGAGCCCGCUGUGUUGCACAAUCUGAAAGUGCGCUUCAUUGAUUCCAAACUCAUCUACACAUACUGCGGUAUUGUUCUAGUCGCUAUAAACCCAUAUGAGACGCUACCCAUCUAUGGAACUGACAUCAUCAAUGCGUACAGUGGGCAGAAUAUGGGUGACAUGGACCCUCAUAUCUUCGCAGUGGCAGAAGAAGCUUACAAACAGAUGGCCAGGGAUGAGAGGAAUCAGUCUAUCAUUGUAAGUGGAGAAUCCGGGGCAGGGAAAACUGUUUCAGCCAAAUAUGCCAUGCGAUACUUUGCUACAGUCAGUGGCUCCGCCAGCGAAGCCAAUGUGGAAGAAAAAGUUCUGGCGUCCAACCCCAUCAUGGAGUCCAUUGGUAAUGCCAAGACCACCAGGAAUGACAAUAGCAGUCGUUUUGGGAAAUACAUUGAGAUUGGCUUUGAUAAGAAAUAUCACAUCAUCGGUGCAAACAUGAGGACGUAUCUCUUGGAGAAAUCACGUGUCGUAUUUCAGGCGGAUGAGGAAAGGAAUUAUCAUAUCUUCUAUCAGCUCUGUGCAUCUGCUCACCUCCCGGAGUUCAAAGCCUUGAAACUGGGAAAGGCUCAUGAUUUUCACUACACCAAACAGGGCAGGAACCCAGUGAUAGAUGGAGUAGAUGAUGCCAAGGAGAUGUCGACCACCAGAAACGCCUUCACACUGCUAGGUGUAAAUGAGUCCUAUCAGUUGGGCUUGUUUCAGAUUCUGGCUUCAAUUUUGCACCUGGGGAAUGUGGAAGUGAAGGAUAGAGACUCAGACAGCAGUAUUAUUCCUCCGAAUAAUGGUCACUUGAGUGUGUUUUGUGAAUUGAUGGGAGUGACAUAUCAAGACAUGUCUCACUGGCUGUGCCAUAAGAAGUUGAAGACAGCAACUGAGACAUACAUUAAGCCCAUUCCCAAACUACAGGCCAUAAACGCUCGCGAUGCUCUUGCUAAACAUAUCUACGCCAAACUCUUCAACUGGAUCGUGGACCAUGUGAAUAAAGCACUGCAUUCUACUGUCAAACAGCACUCGUUCAUCGGAGUCCUAGACAUUUACGGGUUUGAGACUUUUGAAAUCAACAGCUUUGAACAGUUCUGUAUUAAUUAUGCCAAUGAGAAACUACAGCAACAGUUCAACAUGCAUGUGUUUAAGUUGGAGCAAGAGGAGUAUAUGAAAGAGCAGAUCCCCUGGACUCUCAUUGAUUUCUAUGAUAAUCAGCCAUGUAUCAACCUCAUCGAGGCCAAGAUGGGCAUCCUGGACCUGCUGGAUGAGGAGUGCAAGAUGCCGAAGGGCUCUGAUGACUCCUGGGCUCAGAAACUGUAUAACACUCAUUUGAAGACGUGUGCACUUUUUGAAAAACCACGGAUGUCCAAUAAAGCUUUCAUUAUUCAGCACUUUGCAGAUAAGGUGGAGUAUCAGUGUGAUGGUUUUCUGGAGAAGAAUAAAGACACAGUCAAUGAGGAGCAGAUAAAUGUUCUGAAGGCCAGUAAGUUUGACCUGCUGGUGGAGCUGUUCCAGGACGAGGAGAAAGCCACAAGUCCGACCGGUGCCGCUCCUGCUACUGGAGGACGCACUCGACUCAGCGUCAAACCAGAGAAGCAUAAAGCCGGCCAAGCCAGCAAAGAACACAAGAAGACAGUUGGACUGCAGUUCCGUAACUCCCUGCAGCUGCUGAUGGAGACCCUGAAUGCGACUACACCACACUACGUUCGCUGCAUCAAACCCAACGAUUACAAAUAUGCCUUCACGUUUGACCCCAAGAGGGCAGUGCAGCAACUGCGUGCAUGUGGUGUUUUGGAAACGAUCCGCAUCUCUGCAGCCGGUUUCCCAUCCAGGUGGACGUAUCAGGAGUUCUUUAGCAGGUAUCGUGUCCUGAUGAAACAAAAAGAUGUUUUGACAGACAAGAAGAUGACCUGUAAGAAUGUUCUGGAGAAACUGGUACAGGAUCCAGAUAAGUACCAGUUUGGCAAGACCAAGAUCUUUUUCCGCGCCGGCCAGGUUGCGUAUCUGGAGAAACUGCGUGCAGAUAAGCUUCGUGCAGCCUGUAUCCGCAUCCAGAAGACCAUCCGCUGCUGGCUGGCGCGCAAGAAGUACCUGCGCAUGAAACAUGCUGCCACAACCAUCCAGAGAUAUGUCCGUGGAUACCAGGCCCGCUGUCUUGCGAAAUUCCUGCGUCGCACGCGUGCUGCGAUCAUCAUUCAGAAGUACCAGCGCAUGUAUAUCCAGAAAACGUGUUACAAACGCCAGCAGGCUGCCGCUCUGGCCAUGCAGUGCAUCCUCAGGGCAUACAUGGCCAGACAGCUGUACAAAGCGCUUCUGCGCGAGCAUAAGGCCAUCAUCAUUCAGAAGAUGGUCCGAGGCUGGUUGACGCGGCAGUGGUACAAGCGGAGCCUCAAAGCCAUCGUUUACCUUCAGUGCUGCAUUCGCCGGAUGCGAGCCAAGAGAGAACUCAAGAAACUCAAAAUUGAAGCACGUUCGGUGGAACACUUUAAGAAACUCAACAUCGGCAUGGAGAACAAGAUCAUGCAACUGCAGCGCAGGAUAGACGACCAGAACAAGGAGAACCGUGUUCUCAGCGAGCGUUUGAACAGUCUAGAGGUCAGCCACGCUGCGGAGUCCGAGCGUCUGCGCGUGGAAUUGACGCGUCUGCGAGGGGCAGAGGAGGACGCCAAAAACAACGCCAACAAAGUUACAUCUCUUCUGGAGGAGCUGGAGCGACUGCGCAAAGACCUGCAGAACACACAGAAGGAGAAGAAAGCCAUCGAGGACUGGGCGCAAACCUACCAGGACGAGAUGGAAAAGAUGAUCUCAGAGCUAAAGGAGCAAAACCACCUGCUGAAGAACGAGAAGAACGACCUGAACCGACUGAUCCAAGAACAGAGCCAGCAGUGGACAGAAAAAAUGCAGAGGGCUCUGAAAGAAGAAACCCAACAGUUAGAAAACGAUUUAAACGAGGAACGGUCUCGCUACCAGAACCUUCUUACCGAGCACCUCCGACUAGAGGAGAAAUACGACGAUCUGAAGGAGGAGAUCACACUUGCUGUAAAUGUUCCAAAACCUGGUCACAGGCGCACAGACUCCACACACAGCAGCAACGAAUCAGAAUGUACCUACAAUUCAGAGUUUGCCGAGUCCGAGGAAGGGACACGCGAGGGGAGGUGAGAGCAGAAUGACGUUUCCAAGGGGAUACUGGAUAUGUCCUUGUUCCUAAAGCUGCAGAAGAGAGUAUCCGAGCUAGAGCAAGAAAAACAGUUACUGCAGAACGAACUCGAUCGGAGAGAAGAGCAGUUUCAGCGGGCUAGAGCUAGGGAUGAUGAGGAACAUAAGAAAGCUCGAAGUGCUGAGCUGGAAUAUGAAUCUCUCAAGCGUCAGGAGUUGGAGUCGGAGAACAAGAAGCUCAAACAUCAUUUGAAUGAGAUGCGUCAGUCUCUGAGAGGCAGCGCUGAGGCCGGUUCCGCCGCUCCGGGUUCUCCUGCGUACACGGUUCUCCUGGAUCAGCUGAACUCCUCCAACGAGGAGCUGGAAGUGCGGAAGGAGGAGGUGCUCAUCCUGCGCUCUCAGCUCGUCAGUCAGAAAGAGGCCAUGCAGCACAAGGAUGAGAAGGAGACCAUGACUGAGCCUUUGCCGUAUAUUGAGGACGUGCAGAAGCUGACUGAUGCCAAGGAGAUCUCCCAGGCAUACAUGGGUCUUAAAGACACCAACAGAUCCCCAUUCCCUGACUACCAUAAGCUGAAUGAGGAUGGAGAACUGUGGCUGGUUUAUGAAGGGUUAAAGGAAACUAACAGGUUGUUGGAGUCCCAGUUGCAGGCUCAGCGGCGGUCUCAUGAGAACGAGGUGGAGGUUUUGCGUGGAGAACUGCAGAGCGUUAAAGAGGAGAACAACCGUCAGCAGCAGCUGUUAGCUCAGAACCUGCAGCUUCCUCCAGAGGCCCGGAUCGAGGCCAGUCUACAGCACGAGAUCACUCGCCUCACCAACGAGAACCUGGAGCUUCACGCUGAUGAUCCAAAGGAGUAUAAAGCCUACAGAAUCAGCAUGUUACGCAGGAUGGUUGAUCUCAUGGAGCAGCUGGAGAAACAGGACAAGACCGUCCGCAAACUGAAGAAACAGCUCAAAGUCUUUGCAAAGAAAAUCAAUGACCUGGAAGGCGGCCAGAUCGACGUGUCUCCGGGACAGACGGCCGAUGAGCCCGUUCAUCCGGUCAACAUUCCACGCAGGGAGAAAGAUUUCCAGGGAAUGCUGGAAUACAAGAAAGAGGAUGAACUCAAACUGGUUAAAAACCUCAUACUUGAAUUAAAGCCUCGCGGCGUAGCGGUGAAUCUGAUACCAGGUCUGCCGGCAUACAUCCUCUUCAUGUGUCUCCGUCAUGCCGACUACAUUAACGAUGACCAAAAAGUCCGAUCUCUACUCACCUCCGUCAUCAACAGCAUCAAGAAGAUCCUCAAGAAAAGAGGCGAUGACUUUGAGACCGUUUCCUUCUGGUUGUCCAAUACAUGUCGUUUCCUGCACUGCCUAAAACAGUACAGUGGCGACGAGCAAUUCAUGAAGCAUAACACUCCUAAACAGAACGAUCACUGUCUAUCCAACUUUGAUCUGGCCGAGUACCGGCAGGUUCUCAGUGACCUGGCCAUUCAGAUCUACCAGCAGCUCAUCAAGUGUAUGGAGAACAUCCUGCAGCCCAUGAUCGUUUCUGGCAUGCUGGAACAUGAAACCAUCCAGGGCGUGUCCGGGGUGAAGCCCACGGGUCUCCGUAAGAGGACGUCCAGUAUCGCUGAUGAGGGGACGUACACGUUGGACUCCAUCAUCCGGCAGCUCAACACCUUCCACUCCAUCAUGUGUCAGCACGGAACCGAUCCGGAGCUCAUCAAACAGGUGGUCAAGCAGCAGUUCUACAUCAUCGGCGCCGUCACCCUCAACAACCUGCUGCUGCGUAAAGACAUGUGCUCCUGGAGCAAGGGCAUGCAGAUCAGGUAUAACGUGAGUCAGCUGGAGGAGUGGCUGAGAGAUAAGAACCUCAUGACAUGCGGCGCUAAAGAGGCGCUGGAGCCGUUGAUUCAGGCCGCACAACUACUGCAGGUCAAGAAGAAGACGGAUGAGGAUGCUGAGGCCAUAUGCUCCAUGUGCAACAGCCUCUCUACAGCACAGAUUGUGAAGGUGCUGAACUUGUAUACACCUGUCAGCGCGUUUGAAGAGCGCGUGUCGGUGCUGUUCAUAAGAACAAUACAGACACGUUUACGCGAUCGAAAGGAGUCGCCUCAGCUGCUGAUGGACACCAAACUCAUCUACCCCGUGACCUUCCCCUUUAACCCCUCCUCUGGCCCUGAAACCAUUCAGAUACCCGGCAGCCUCAAUGUGGGCUUCCUCACCCGUGUGUAG